Molecule: messenger RNA, 1393 nt
Organism: Ectocarpus siliculosus
Lineage: Eukaryota; Phaeophyceae; Ectocarpales; Ectocarpaceae
Source: the annotation of a GenBank genome assembly
UUGUCCUGCUUCUCUCUCUGUGACCUUCUUCGAACACGCAGAAGUGUUGCCAUGGCGUCAAACAAUUUGUGGCCGUUGCUCAUCAAAAUCAUAUUUCCGAUACCAGCGAGCUUCUUGCUUUUGAUUUGUUUGCCUCUGUCAACACAAAGCAGGAUAAUGCGAUGGACCCGCCGGCUCUACGAUAAGAUCUUCUCGUUCCAGGUGAUGAGCAUCCCCCUCAUCUACCUCAUCAUGGCGGCCUCCUGCGCCCUCUUCGCCGCCAUGUGCCUCGAGACCUACGGCCUGCGCGUGCGGGAGGUAAACGCGACGCACUUCGACGAGAAAAUGAACCUGCGGGGCCGCCGCUGGAGGGCCGAGCGCAACUUCUACAUCUCCUUCAUGUUCCUUUCGUGCUCCGUGUUGGCGAACCGGGUGCGGCUCAUGCUCAAGGAGGUGGACUCCCUCAACGAGCAGAUUCGAGAGAUGCGCAAGAGAUGACCAUCGGUGGAGAAAUGAACGGCCGGGGACGGCGUUGCUAGAAAAUUUUGUCUUGUGUGUGUGUUUUUUUCCAAACAGGGCGGUGUGUUUUAGUAGUGCGUUUCGUAUUUCGUAUUCCGCAUUUUGGUGUGUGUUUAUUUGUGAUAUUUUGGGGGGUGUUUUUUUUUGUGGUACUAUGUAAAGAUGCAGCACUCGAGGGACACAAAGAGAGAGAUGAUCUCGCCAGUCGGUCGUGCCAUCUGGUGUUGUAAAGUACAGCCAUUUGGCUUUCGGAAGGAGUCUGAUACGACGUAUUACGUCGGCCAGGACACACUGCCUUUCAUGCCGGAAAAUAGGGCGACCCUUGGCUGCCUCGGCAGAAGAUGGUACAGUUGUACAGCAGUUGACACGAGAAGGCGAUGAGGGUGUUCCAACAACGGGUAGGCGUCGACACAGGCAGGGAUGAUGCCAAGAAGGGUCUGUUGUAAUAGCGCAAGGGAUGGCGGCGUUAGAUAUUUGGAACACCUAUCGAGCGGUUAUGCCUACGCGUGCUGGUGACCCCUCUUUGUUUCUUGUGGACUGCAACCAUUGACUCGAACAAACCAAGAAGUGCUUUCAUGAACUCCGAUGCAUGUGAUUGCACGAGCAUCGCCCUCGUGUCUCAACGGGAAAGAGAUGGCUCGGUCAACACCAACGCGUCUUUAAUGUAGCUUAAAAGCGAGCAGUGAGUAGUACUGCGGCGCGCGCUCGACACCUGUUGCCAUCGUUUUUCUUCCGCGCUAGACUAGCAAAGGGCGAUUUUUAUGAUUUUAUGGCAGCAGCGGAGGAGGAGGAGUGUUGGAGGGGCUCGUGAAGCUGUGUUUAUUUGCAGUCUUGUUCCUCUCGGAAGGAACGAUGUGCUUCUAUGUAGCAGCUCCUGUCCCUUUGCAUCGCUCUC